Molecule: messenger RNA, 1146 nt
Organism: Physcomitrium patens
Lineage: Eukaryota; Viridiplantae; Streptophyta; Bryopsida; Funariales; Funariaceae
Source: RefSeq, a predicted model, not a curated record
AUCAUAAACAAAUACUGAUGGAAAUCUGACGUCAUCUACCGUCUCCAGAUGCAUUCGCCUUUACAAACCCUAAUUUCUCCGCUCCACUUCAGCUCUGUGAUUCAACUGAGUUUUUUCUCACAAUUUGAGCAUGCAUACUCGAGGGUACAAGUCUCUGAGGAGCCUUGUCGUAAUUGUUGAGUGAGAUCACAGUCUGCUCUCUGAAGAAACGGAAGGUAGUCAUGAAGGCGAAUGUAUGGAGGAGAGUAUUGUUGCUGCUUCUCGUCCUGCCUACGCUGGCAGUGUUUGCUGAUAGAGACGAUGACGACUUUGGACUUGAAGGAGAAGCCCCCCGAGAGCUGCUCAUGCUCUCGGACCGCAAUUUUGAGCACGACACACAAGCUGCCACUGGUCAAACAACCGGAGCUUGGGUCGUACUAUUCUUAGAUCGGCAAUGUGAGAAAUGUACUAUAUCUGAAAAAGCGUUGUUGGAGGCCGCUACAGAGCAACAGCCGAUAGCAGCUCAGGUGAAUGUGUUGCAGAGUCCAAAACUUCGUAAAAGAUUUUCACUGACUAGCGUGCCAGCAUUGCGCCUGUUCAGAGAUCGCCGAAUGUUUAUUUACAAGGGAGACUGGAAUGCAGCUUCUAUUUCAGCAUUUAUUAAGAGUGGGUGGAAGGAAACAGAAGCUCUAGAAGUUCCGCCUGAAGCAUCCGGGCUCUCUGAUUUAUUGGACGACAUCAAGAAUUCCUUUCAUCCCACAGUCGAGUAUUUGGGAAGAAGACCAGGGCUUAUGAUAGCAUUGGGGGGCUUCUUCGCUACAACAACUUAUGCACUGACUUUGAAGGUUUUAGGGUUGACUACAAAGAAGAAACCUACUCGGACAGUGAAGAAACGUGCUGAUUAAGGGUCGGAAGUUGACAGGGAUAGUUUCACUGGUUACUGAUCAACUUUGUUUGCUUCAGCAGUUUCAAACAAGAUUUUGUUUGUGGGAACAGUUUGUCGAGGACUUUGGACCGUGUACUGGUCCGAGCAAUGCAAGUGUCGACUGAAUUGUCCACUGUUACUGUCCCAGCGACAAAUGUUGUUGUGUCGAGUACAUUCAACUGAAGCAAUAACAGCUUGUAAUCAGUGUACACAUCAAUACGGUUCCAGCUCAAUUCCUCAAA